This is a messenger RNA of Ciona intestinalis (vase tunicate), 651 nucleotides long. The record is from RefSeq and is a predicted model, not a curated record. NCBI's taxonomy places the organism in Eukaryota, Metazoa, Chordata, Ascidiacea, Phlebobranchia, Cionidae.
UUUUUAUAUUCUCACAAGGCGGCGUUAGUGUUUUGAUAACAGCAUAGUGACGCAGUUUGUCAAUUUUAUUUUACUUGUUCUGUCUUUCCUACUUCAAUAAAUCGUCGGCAUUUUUAAAUGGCAGAAGACAAACAAGAAGAAGAUUAUGGUGGAUGUGAAGGAGCAGACUCGAUGUACGUUCGUCUUGUUUCAUCUGACGGCCACAAGUUUAUUGUAAAGCGAGAUUAUGCACUGACCUCUGGAACUAUCAAAUCAAUGUUGAGCGGCCCAGGACAGUUUGCAGAAAAUGAAACAAACGAAGUGACUUUUAGAGAAAUACCGUCCCAUGUGCUUGCUAAGGUGUGCCAGUAUUUCAUCUACAAAGUCAGAUACACUAACAGCUCAACUGAGAUUCCAGAGUUUUGCAUCACCCCUGAGAUUGCCCUGGAGUUGCUGAUGGCGGCAAAUUUUCUAGACUGUUAACUAAUGCUUCAUAAAUAAUCAAAUAAAAUUGUUGUAUUCUGGAGAAGCUCCAACCCCAUGUAAUGUUAUUAUAUCGGUAUCUAUUGCUGUUCAAUACACGUUAAUAUCUUUGUGCUUAUGCUGUUAUAAAAUUGAUCGCUUUUUCAACUUCAGUUUUAGUAAAAACGGACUUAUUUUAUUUUCACUUUA